UUGUAGUUCUGCUAAGAGGAGAUUGAAAAUCCUGCUUUACCUCAAGAUAAACCCGGUCACAAAAGGAUUAGUUCAUCAUUUCUACUCUCUUCAUUUUGGUCAGAUCUAAGCUCCGCUAGUAAUAAAAGAAAUAUUUCAACAAAUUAGCCAAAAUGAGGUCAAAAACGAUCCUCACAGUUCUGGCUCUGUCUUUUUUUGCGGUUUGUUCUGCGAGAUUUGAAAAUGCUACUGAAGCUGACGAAAACGAAGCUGUGCCUGGAGCCUACUGGUCGACAUACAACAGUUCCAUUGUCUUGAACGGAACAUCAGCAGCAAAUCUGUCUUUUGAACUUGGCUCGAGUAAUUAUACCACUGCCUAUGAGAUCAAGAAAAAGAAUAUCAUCGAUAUCGAGUCGGAAUGGAGAUUCGGAAGCACUCAAGACUUGACUGAAAACGACAGUCUGCUCAACAAAAUAUACCUGGAGCACAAAGCGAAACUGCUGGAAGAAGGCUUCGACAACGAGACCCUCUUUCGUCACUCCGAAUACUUCACCACACGAAACUUCACGAAUCGGCCGACCAACAUGGUCUACGAGAUCAUCAGACGACUGCCGAAGGGUGCUCUGCUGCACGCACAUCAGUCGGCAACUCACGACUUGAACAAAUAUCCAAAACUGUUGCUGAGCAUCGAAGGGUGUAAGAUAUGCGAGGGCAGCGGCUCUUAUAAGUUGCAUUAUUUCGAUGAAGGAGUCAACAUGCCCAAAGGUAAUCUGACAUGUCGAAAGUGUCCCACUGAGAACGAUACAGUUGCUUACGAGAAGGAACUGAAGACAUUGACUGCCCAACUGAGCAUGUACGAUGGGAUCGACUACAGCAAGGAGACAAUUCAGUUUAUUUGGGAAGAGUUUGAGAAGAAGUUCGGACCCACCGGCGAUGCUAAAGAUGCGUUCCAUGUCUGGAAAGCAAUGCUGGACUCCACUUUGGAUCUGCUGGUCGAAGACAACAUUCAAUAUGCCGAGUUCCGAACCGGGUUUGGUGACUUGAUGCUCAAGAAUGGAACUGUAGUUCCUUAUGACGAGGUUCUAGAGUAUCUGGAGGAACGAAUCGAGUUCUACAGUAACAAGUAUCCCAGUUUUUACGGGAUCAAUUAUGUCUUGUCAAAAGGACGUGUGGGUCUUUCGGAUGAGAAGCUACGAAAAAAGUUGGAAGCAGCAGACAAGUAUUUCAAGAGUUCUGAUCUGAUCCGAGGUUUCGAUCUCGUCGGAUCCGAAGAGAGCGGAAGGACACUUAAAUCCGUGUUGCCCGUUUUGUUGGACUGGAGAAAUGCUUCUCAGAGCACCAUGCCAUUUGUGUUGCACGCUGGAGAGACUCUCUGGACUGGCUUUGGGUCCGACGAGAAUGUGAUUGAUGCAGUCAUGUUGGGAACGAAAAGAAUCGGCCACGGAUAUGCCCUGGACGCCCAUCCUUACGUGCUCGAAUUGGUUAGGGAGAAAGAAAUUGGACUGGAGCUGAACCCCAUUUCUAACCAGGUGCUGGCACUUGUUGAUGACAUUAGAAACCACAGAAACAAGCGACUUCUGGACGUUGCCAACAAGCCUGGACAGCUUUCGAGCAACCCACUCCGCUUCUCUGUAAACUCAGAUGACUGCCUCAUUCUAGGAACCAAGCCCAUGACGGAUGACCUCUAUGCUGUGGUGAUGGCCAUGACCUCUAAAACUAGUGACCUUCGAGUGUUGAAGAGAAUGGCCUAUGACUCAAUCUAUAUUUCUCUCCUAACUGAUGAGGAGAAAGCCUACCUUACCACUCGCUUCGAAAGUCAGUGGGAUCACGUGGUCAUGGAGCUCUUGCUUGAGGAUUAUAAAGAAAACAGAUGUUAGAACAAGAGGUACGGCAAAAAAAACACGAGAGAAAAUUUCACGAUCAAAAACAAUAUAAGCAAACAUUAUUAACUGCAAUCUCAUGAAGUUUACCUGACUCGUAACCAAGAACUCGGUUUGUAACUGAUGGCUAUGCCCUAUGACUAAAUUCACUCUAAUCAGAUUUGACUUUGACUUUAAUAAAUUAUUCAAUCAGUUUAACAAAAUUUACUCA
This is a messenger RNA of Symsagittifera roscoffensis, 2070 nucleotides long. Its product is annotated as adenosine deaminase AGSA-like. Bases 153 to 1856 code for a protein of 567 amino acids. The transcript has 5 exons. Lineage: Eukaryota; Metazoa; Xenacoelomorpha; Acoela; Convolutidae. Gene Ontology annotation, molecular function: adenosine deaminase activity. The record is from RefSeq and is a predicted model, not a curated record. Gene Ontology annotation, biological process: adenosine catabolic process; inosine biosynthetic process.